AUGGUUUGGAGAUUAAGUCCGUUAAGACUGGAUUUUAGGGGUUGUGGUCCAACUGUCUGGCCCAAGCGAUGGGUGGAGAUGUCUGACAAGUGGAGGCACUCUUCUGGUUCUUCGCAGUGUUAUAGCCUUGCAGCUUUUAUUUGUUGGACUCUUUGGAAAUGCAGAAAUGAUCUUCUCUUUAAUCAUUGCCGAUGGGAUCCUUUUGAGGCAUCACAAAAAGCUCUUACCGAUUUCUUUGAAUAUCAAGAGAUUCUACGACAAUCUCAAUCCAUGUCUUUUCCUUCUCCUUCUUCCUUAUCGGUUCAUCCUCCUUUGCAGUGGCGCCCUCCGCCGUUGGGAUUUCUCAAACUCAAUUUUGAAGUGGGUUUUAAUCAAGCCAGACAAUUUUGCGGUGGUUGGAUGAUUCUGCGCAACCAUCUAGGACAGCCGGUUAAGGUGGCAUCUGUUUUCCUCUCUCAUGUUGGGGGUCCCUGUUUGGCUGAGGGUCUUGUGCUACGUGAAUGUCUUUCUUUGUUACAUUUAUGGGGCUAUCAAAACGUGAUUAUUGAAGGGGUUUGCCAACAAGUGAUGUGGCUGAAGCCUUCAGUUGCAGCUUUAUAUGUGGUUUUUCAAGAUGUCUCUAUUCUUCUUUCUGUAUGUAAGGGGUCCUCUUUAGCUUAG
Messenger RNA from Cornus florida, 660 nucleotides. RefSeq lists its product as uncharacterized. The coding region runs from base 1 to 660 and encodes 219 amino acids. The record is from RefSeq and is a predicted model, not a curated record. The transcript has a single exon. Lineage: Eukaryota; Viridiplantae; Streptophyta; Magnoliopsida; Cornales; Cornaceae.